CUCUCCCAAACCUAGACUGGCUGUAGCCAUUUUACACAGUUGGUCCUCUGAAAAAUUAUUACCCUUUUCAGCUGGGCUUUCACAAGGCAUUUCAUGAAUUUAUAUAAAUUACAUAUGGCGCAGGGUGUCUAAUUCUGUAACCAAGUGGAAGAAGGAGACCAGAAACAGAAGACCAGUAUGGACUAUGAGAGACGGGGUGGGCGGGGCGACCGCAUGGGUCGCUAUGGCAACACCCCUCAUGAUCACAACUUCCGGGACAUGGACUACAGGGCAUAUGGACAUGAGGAUGAGGAGUCAGGAGCAGGAUAUGAAGUCAGAGCAGAGGGUGACAGACAGUAUGGCCGUGAUGAGCAGCUAGCGGGUGUCCGUGACUUCUCCCCAGGUCGUCUUCAAGACCGCCUGGGGUUUCACCAUAGAGGAGAUGGCCGAGGAGAUAUUGGGCGUGAGGGGAAAGGACCCCCAUGUCCCCCUCGAUCCCAGGUCCAGCAUGACGUCAUCCUCCCCAGGCUCCCAAGAGAGGAGGAGGGUUCUAGGAGGGAGCAGUUUAGGACUGGCCCACAGGAAAGAGGUCGAGGACAAGCAGGAAGAGGCUACCAUGAGAACAGUGGCCAUCAUUUAGGGAGCAGAGAGACCAACUGGGGUCGUGAAGGUGGUGGCCACUCUGAUCAGCUGGAAUACAAUCCAGGAAGACAGAGAGAAGAGGAGCGGUUCGCUCGUGGACCUGGGAAAAGGAGGACUUUUCCAGGGGGAUCAGAUGAACGGGGUGGUGGUGGUGGGAGUGCUGGCCCUGAUUUGUCCCUGGAAGAGCUGGAUCAGAGGGAUCAGGACUACCGAGGUGACCUGGACCACAACCAGAGGCCCAGCAACAUCAUCAUGCUGCGUAUGUUGCCGCCCAGUGCCACCGCUAAUGAGAUCCGUGCGCAGCUUCAGGAGCAGGGGAUCCAGCCAAGAGAGGUUCGCCUCAUGAGGAAUAAAUCCUCAGGUCAGAGCCGAGGAUUCGCCUUCGUCGAGUUUAAUGUCAUACAGGAGGCCAGCCGCUGGAUGGAGACCAACCAGAGAGUACUUUCGAUUCUGGGACAGAGAGUGUCGAUGCACUACAGCGACCCAAAACCACGUGCCAACGAGGACUGGCUCUGCAACAAGUGUGGUGUGCAAAACUUCAAAAGAAGGGAAAAGUGCUUCAAAUGCAGCGUGCCUAAAUCAGAGGCUGAACUGAAGUUGCCCCAGCUGCAGAGAGAUUUAUCUUUGGGUCUACAUAAAGAGGGAACCCAAGGCCUGUUGCCCUUGCCAGCUCCCUGUCAUUCCUCUGGCCCUGCUCUCACCACAGGGCAAACCACACAGCAGGCGGAUGUGGCCAAUGACACUUUGAUCCUGAGGAACCUGGGCCCUCACACUUCAGUGGAAGCUAUAUUGUCUGCAUUGGCUCCAUUUGCCACUCUCUCCCCCUCCAACGUCCGUCUCAUCAAGGACAAGCACACCCACCUCAACAGGGGCUUUGCCUUCCUACAGCUCUCAACCAUAGUGGAGGCAUCUCAGCUGCUCCAGAUCCUGCAGGCUCUCCAGCCAGCUCUUUCUAUUGAUGGGAAGGCUAUCGCAGUAGAGUUUGCCAAGGGCUCCAAACGUGAUGUGUUUCUGACUGAUGGCAGCAGAGUGAGUGCUGCUACAGUGGCCAGCACAGCGAUAGCUGCUGCCCAGUGGGCUGUCACACAGACAGCUCAGAAUGGAUCAGGCGGAGGCCAAAGUGUAGAUACUGCAGUGUACCAACAGGGGGCAGCAGUAACAUACACUCAAGAAGGACAAGAAAACUUGGGACCUGAUGCAUCUACAUUGAAGGUCCAGGCAGGGGCCACAGGUGCUGCUUUGCCGAGUACAGGAACAGCUCUAAUGGGAGCAUACACAGGAGGAGCAGCCCCAGUGAUUUCAUCUGAGGCAGUGACAUCAGGAGUUGGGGGAGUGCAGCAGCCCCUCAGUCAUACCCAGACUGCUCUCAUCACCACAGCUACCAUCACACCAGCCAGUCAGACCUCUGUCUCCCAGCAGGUUGAGAUAGUGGGAAAACCUCAGCCAGCUGUUCCCAGCCACCCUGCCACCCCCGGCACUGAGCACGAGUACCAGCAAUAUCCUGUACCAGAUGUGUCCACAUACCAGUAUGAUGAAAGCUCUGGCUACUAUUAUGACCCACUGACGGGACUCUACUAUGACCCCAACUCUCAGUACUACUACAACUCCCACACUCAGCAAUAUAUGUACUGGGAUGGAGAGAAACAAACCUAUAUUCCCGCUGCCGCCCAGUCAAACACUGAAGCCGCUGCUACGCCCGGUGAUAACUCUGCCCCUUCAGAUUCUCUCUCAGCCCCUGGCGGAGGCAAGGAGAAGAAAGACAAGCCCAAGAGUAAAACUGCUCAACAGAUAGCCAAAGAUAUGGAGCGCUGGGCUAAGAGUCUGAACAGACAGAAGGAGAAUGUGCGGUCUGUUUCUUCCUCCCCUGCGGUCAGCUCCACAGCACUACCCCCAGGUUACACCAGGGCGCCUGGCCACAGUCGCCUUGAUGACCGGCGAGAGUCUGCUAGUGCCGACGCAGGCUAUGCUGUCCUGGAGAAAAAGGGGGCAUUGUCUGAACGGCCUCAGAUUUUCCUGGACCAGAUUCGAUGUACCACAGAACAGUCUCCCCCGCAGCAGCAGGGUCUGGUCCCAGCCUACAGUGGGGAGACUGACAGCGAGGAAGAAGGAGAGAAAGAGGAGAAGGAAGGGAGAAUGACAGACUGGGUCAAACUGGCCUGUCUGCUGUGUAGGAGGCAGUUCCCCAGCAAAGAGGCCCUUAUCAGGCAUCAGCAGCUCUCUGAACUACAUAAGCAAAACCUGGAGCAGAGAAGAAUCCAGCAGGAGGCAGCAGGCAAAGAGCGGCAAAGACUUGCAGACGGACCUGAACCUCCUGAUCCCAAGAAGAGGAAGUUGAGCCCCAUUGAUAGCAUCACAGGCACAAGUCUUGGUGCCAGGAUGUUGCAGGGUGGUGUGAAGAAGGGGAUUCUGCUGCGCAACAUGCAGGUGGAAUGAGCCUUUACCUUCGCAGCUCAUCCCCUGGACCCAGCCAGGACAAGAACAAAGCCCAGCACGCAACACUCCACCAUUACAAUCACAUAGAUAUCUAUAGAUAAACCUCAUAAUUAAUUUUUGGCGUGAGAUGAACCUUACCUCAACCGUGAUGAUAUGCUUUUUAUGAACUGAUCCAGUAGCAGUGGAUGUCAGGAUAUUGCACAGAAUGCACCUUUUUAAUUUCUCCUUGAAUGAUGCAGUUUUGAGCUCUAGUGCUUCAGAGCUUGUGUAUGAUAAGCAAGCUUUACUUGGUUGGGAGACACAUCUGCUGUUGGAGAAACUAAAGAUCUGUAUAGAUCUUUAUAGCAGCAGAUCAGAUUUUCUAAUAUAACUGUCUAUGCACCAUAGAUUGUUUUGAUUUAAUGUAAUAUGCCUUGUCAUUCAGUGAAUGACUGAUCCGGAUAUGAUAAACUGUGUGUAUAAAGUUUAGAAUGAGCACUUUUGUACCCUUAAACUCCUCAUCAGUAGGAGAUAAGAGACUUAUGGCCUCAUGUGGACUGGACAAGUCACACGAACUGUGUGGAUGAAAAGUGUCAAUGUGUCAUAUUGCAGAUGUGAAUGCACAAUGUAAUGCGUGUUUGUCUCUGGAGAAAGCUAUUUUUUAUUUCUGUUUGUUGAAUAAUGUGAUUGUGAUUCAUCAAGCUCAUGCGAGUUCAAAAUAACAUUUACACCAUUAUUACUGA
Molecule: messenger RNA, 3776 nt
Organism: Myripristis murdjan (pinecone soldierfish)
Lineage: Eukaryota; Metazoa; Chordata; Actinopteri; Holocentriformes; Holocentridae
Gene: rbm10
Product: RNA binding motif protein 10
Exons: 23
Coding region: 178-3054 (958 amino acids)
Biological process (GO): mRNA splicing, via spliceosome
Cellular component (GO): nucleus
Molecular function (GO): RNA binding
Source: RefSeq, a predicted model, not a curated record